Brienomyrus brachyistius is the source of this 2604-nucleotide messenger RNA. RefSeq names its product nucleolus and neural progenitor protein (gene rmp64). The coding region runs from base 126 to 1892 and encodes 588 amino acids. The record is from RefSeq and is a predicted model, not a curated record. Lineage: Eukaryota; Metazoa; Chordata; Actinopteri; Osteoglossiformes; Mormyridae. Gene Ontology annotation, biological process: positive regulation of Notch signaling pathway. Gene Ontology annotation, cellular component: nucleus. The transcript has 10 exons.
AAAGACAAAUAACUGCUUUAAGAUCCGUGUAUUUAAGAAUCAGUCGCUCUGUGCUGGUUUCUGAUGUACAGAAGGGGGGGCGGGAAGUAACGUGUUUGCCGGCUCGCGGUGGCUUAUGGGAGAACAUGGCUGCUGAGUCGUGGAAUAAGAUAGAUAUACCCCGUCCCGGGGCCGUCUCCACUGUCCGUAUACCUUUCACAGAGCACACAGGCGACCUCGUUAGAUGUUUUCUGGAGGAGUGUGCCGGGGUGCUGAAGGUGCUGCAGAGCGACAUCCUCCACACCGAGAUCAUGGUGCUCUACUCAGUUCUCUACGUGAUGAACAACCCACUCCGACAACACAAGCCUUUCAGAGCUGUGAAACAGGUUGAACGUUGCCUAAACCGGCUGAAGCAGAUGAAGCUGACCGCAGUGCUCCUGGAAGUGGAGGCCAUGUGUCCAAAGGAAGCCCAGAGACAGGUGUCGUCCCAGACGGGCCAGUGUGAAGUGCCCAGUCAGCCCAUGCUGGAGUGGCUAAGCCUGAAAGUGCUGGGAGCCAGUAAGCUACUGGCCAGCCUGCUGGACUGCUGCACGAGGGCCUUCUCAAUGACGAGGCAGCAUCUCUUCUGGGCAGAGUACAUCGUCCUCAACCUUGUUUUGAGCUCCAUGCUCAGCCGCCUGUGGGUGUUCUUCCAGGGCGUCUUGAGGAACCUGGAUCCUCUGUACCAGGCGGUGCGUGCCCUGCUGCAGGACGUGUGCCGGGCCUGCCCUAUGCCCUCCUUGGGCGGCUUUGUCCUCCCGGGGGGUGUCCCGACUUUUCUCGGGGCCUCGUGUUGGGCUCACAUAGAGGUGGGCCUUCCCGUGGGCACCACUAGGAGUAAGAAGGGGACCGAGAAGGGGAACAGGGUCCCGGGGCAGAUGGGCUCCAAGGCUGAGAAGAGCAGCAUGGAGGAUCUUGGGAGUUUGUUUUUCCAGAGAGGUCCCAGAGCGGCAGUAGGUGACGCCUCCAGGUUUGAUGUGAAGGCUCUGCUCAGACGAGGGAGUGGAAACAGGAAUGCUGCUCAGGUUGCUGGGUCUCCUCCAAGGCCUGGGGCCGACACCAGCUUGGUGCGGCAGAAACGGAGGCUGGUGAAGGAGCUGGAGGCAGCGUCCUGCUCCUCUGACAUGGACGCCCGACUGACGGAGGCAGCCGCGUGGUGUCGGCACAGGAGGCUGCGGCGGGAGAGCUGCAGGCUGAAGCUGCUCCGGCUGAGCUGCGGGAGGCUCCGCUUCCUGGAGGAGAAAGGCUUCAGAGUGGAGGGCAAGCUGCUGGCUCUCAGAAGGGCGUGCCGAAAAGCCUUAUUCCUGCCCCCUCCCGUAAUUUGCCGGCCAUCCAGCACCCCCAGCAGGCGGAGGAGGAGCUUGCGCCUAAGGGCCCGGUUCCGGUCUGUGAGGUGGCGCCGCUGGUCUCAGAAACGGGGCAGACGAGUCAGGGCCGGGACGCCAUCCGUGGCGAGCAAGGUCUCCGCUGAGGCGGGAGGAGGAGGAGAGGAAAGUGAGGAGGAAGACGCGGUGGCGGGAGGCAGCAAGGCCGACGCUGAGGCGGGAGGAGGAGGAGAGGAAAGUGAGGAGGAAGACGCGGUGGCGGGAGGCAGCAAGGCCGACGCUGAGGCGGGAGGAGGAGGAGAGGAAAGUGAGGAGGAAGACGCGGUGGCGGGAGGCAGCAAGGCCGACGCUGAGGCGGGAGGAGGAGGAGAGGAAAGUGAGGAGGAAGACGCGGUGGCGGGAGGCAGCAAGGCCGACGCUGAGGUGGGAGGAGGAGGAGAGGAAAGUGAGGAGGAAGACGCGGUGGCGGGAGGCAGCAAGGCCGACGCUGACCCCCGUCUGGGCAACGGUGGCGAGAUCGACGACAUUUUUGCCUCGUUAGGAUUCUGAUAAGGGCCAGCUGUGAGAACGCUGCGCACCUCCAGCAUUAGGGCAUGCCACAGGUCGCCCCGGCGUGCAGGCAUGCUGGGAAGGGGGGGCCGCCUGCUAAUUCUGGGCUGGUUGCCCUGGGCAGCUACAUACUGUGUAUGUUUCCCCACUGUACUUUGCACACACUAAGCCUCCCCUUUGAUAUAUUAACACUUUUUUGUUAAAUAAGGAUAAUAAUUUACAAGAUGUCAUAGAAGUGUCCUACAGAAAUACUCGCAAAGAACCCUUACUGAGGUAAAGAUUACUCUGCAUACUGUGACUGUUUCCCCACUGGAGCCCCCCCCCCCCCCCCCCCCCGGUAACCGCACACAGCGGUGGGGGCCUUCACUUGUCCCAGCAGCCAAGGCGCAGUGUGGAUCCUGUGACCAGCUGCUGAUGCGCCUCUCACAGCAGUAAUGAGUCGGGGAGAGAUGGCCGUGCAGAUUCUGGUAUUUUAAUACGACUCAGACAGUGUGUCUGAAGACAAACUCGGAUUCUCAUCCAGCCACACCAACAGCUAGUGUAACAGCAGCAGUUUUUAUUGAAUACCACCAUACCGGUUGAAAAAAAUGUUAAAUAUAGAAUAUCGAGUGUACUGUCAAACCCACAAACCGUUCACAAUAAAUUUAUUCUCCUGUACUUUGGAUAUAUUAACGCAUUGAAUUAAAUUGCUUCCUUGUAAAAACCAGUACAA